Messenger RNA from Macrosiphum euphorbiae (potato aphid), 219 nucleotides. The record is from the annotation of a GenBank genome assembly. NCBI's taxonomy places the organism in Eukaryota, Metazoa, Arthropoda, Insecta, Hemiptera, Aphididae.
AUGCCUAUCGUAAGACCAACUGUUAACACAAUUAUGGCCGGCAAACGAGUCACUGAAAAGCGACCUGCGUUGAGAAGACGCGAAAACAUUCCAAGCAUUCCAACCUACGCCUUGGAUGGCAGUGGUGGCAGCCGAUCAACCAAUGGCAUUAGCGGAGUGGUAGCAUUGAAUAAUGUCAGUAAUGGACGGAGGAGGUGUAUGCGAUUAUUUAGAGAUUGA